GUUGGAUAAGGCCGACAAGGACCCUUUCUGUCUCUGAGUAGCACCACUUGCACCUGUGGACAGAAUGGAGAGCGACGCUGAAUCCAGAAAGCUGAACGGCCAGCCUGAGGGUCUUGCAGCCCUUUCAAAACCCAAAGAGAGCAUGCAGCUCAAAAAGGAAAUCUCUCUCCUGAACGGCAUCAGCCUCAUCGUGGGAAACAUGAUUGGCUCGGGCAUAUUUGUAUCGCCAAAGGGCGUUCUGAUCUAUAGCGCCUCCUAUGGACUGUCUCUAGUUAUCUGGGCCAUCGGUGGCAUCUUUUCAGUAGUGGGUGCUCUCUGUUACGCUGAACUCGGCACGACAAUCACUAAGUCUGGCGCCAGCUAUGCCUACAUCCUGGAGUCGUUUGGAGGCUUCAUAGCAUUUAUACGUCUAUGGACAUCACUGCUUAUCAUCGAACCGACAAGCCAGGCUGUAAUUGCCAUAACUUUUGCCAACUACUUGGUUCAGCCACUCUUCCCCACCUGCGAGCCUCCAUAUUCUGCUUCUCGGCUCAUUGCUGCAGCUUGUAUUUGCCUGCUGACCUUUAUUAAUUCCGCUUAUGUCAAGUGGGGUACCAGGGUGCAGGAUGUCUCCACUUAUGCCAAAGUGCUGGCCCUCAUCGUCAUAAUUAUCACGGGGAUAGUGAAACUAUGCCAAGGUUUUACAAUGAACUUUGAGGAUCCGUUCAAAGGCUCGUCUAGCGACCCAGGAAAUAUCGCUUUGGCAUUGUACUCGGCUCUUUUCUCGUACUCAGGCUGGGACACGCUUAACUUUGUCACAGAAGAGAUUAAGAACCCUGAAAGGAACCUUCCUCUCUCCAUUGCAAUCUCCAUGCCAUUUGUUACAAUCAUCUACAUCCUCACAAACGUGGCCUAUUAUGCUGUGCUGGACAUGAGUGCCAUCCUCGCCAGUGAUGCUGUCGCUGUGACGUUUGCAGACCACACUCUGGGAGUGAUGAGUUGGACCAUCCCUAUUGCAGUUGCUUUAUCCUGUUACGGAGGUCUUAAUUCUUCCAUCAUUGCUGCAUCCAGGUUGUUCUUCGUGGGAGCUCGAGAAGGUCAUCUUCCAGAUGCUUUGUCUAUGAUUCACGUGGAGAGAUUCACGCCAGUUCCUGCUCUGCUAUUUAAUUGUGCCAUGGCUCUGAUCUAUCUUACAGUGGAGGAUGUUUUCCAGCUGAUUAACUAUUACAGCUUCAGUUACUGGUUUUUCGUUGGCCUGUCUAUUGCCGGGCAGAUCUACCUUCGCUGGAAAGAGCCAGACAGGCCCCGACCAGUGAAGUUGAGUCUGCUGUAUCCCAUCAUCUUCUGCAUGUGUGUUGUGUUCUUGGUGGCUGUGCCACUUUAUUCUGACACACUCAACUCACUCAUCGGAAUUGCUAUUGCCCUCUCCGGAGUGCCUGUUUACUUCUUGGGUAUCUAUCUUCCAGAGUCCAAGCGCCCACCCAUAAUAACUAAACUGUUAUGUGCCAUCACCCGUUUCACCCAGUUCACCUGUUUUUGUGUGCUCACUGAGUUAGACACUGUUGAUUAGAACACUCGCACCCCUUUGACACAAACCCACAGGUAUGGGGAGAGGAAACCAAUAUCUGGAGAAACAGGAAAAAGAUCUUCAACACUUUUAAAGACACAGAUGCACUCUUAAUGUCUCUGCGUUGGAUUCUUCUUUUUCUUAAUUAUAAAAGGGUUCUGCUAAGGCCACAGUGCACUGCAGUAUUAGAAAUGACCUUGAGAACUUAUGAUGCAAACACCAUCUGUAUGAAAGAAAGGAGAAAUGGGGAUAUAAACAGGAUGCGGUGAUUUGUAUGUGCCAUUAUAAAGAACAUGGUCAAGAAUUCGAUUUUGUAUUUAUCUAAAAUUUUUCCCGUUUUUAAUCUAACAUACUUUUAUUUUAGAGUCUGGUUUUUAAAAUGUCUAUCAAUUUAUUUGUCCACUUUUUAAAAGUGAAAGAGAUUUUAUUUAGAUUUUCCUUAUUGAGAUUAUAUCUUCGCACGAGUGUGUCAGUCCUCUUACAGUAUUUGGAGAGGUCAGUCCUGUGUCAUUGCCCACAUGCCUUAGCUGGUUUUAGAGGGAAGGUGAUUUGUAUGCAUUUGAAAAUUCAAAUCUGCUGCUAUGCUCCUUUACAUAUAGUGAAGCAUCACAUGUUCACUUGAGGAAGAGAUUAGGAAGGAAUAAAGAUGAGGAGUACGUCAGAUGUGCUGGAAACAUUUGUCAACUCAAUCCAAAGCAUGUUUUUAAGUGUCUCUGUUCUUGGUUUGGACCUCUGUUUUUUUGAGAUUUCAUUUUUAAACUGAAAAAAAUACAAAAAACAAACAAACAAUAAAAGAUUGUGUAAAUGAAUUCAUAUUACAAAAUUAAGUGUCCAGAAAAUUGCUCAUGCAUCAUUCAGUUUUUUAUAAAAUCAUCCUUAAAAAUCCAUUGGCCAAACAAGCAAUACAUUGUUACUGGUAAAAAUCCCAGUGAUCUCAGGAUAGAUGUCCAGAUGUGAUUUAAAACAGCUCACUCUGAUAAAUGUUUACCUUGAAGCAUGAAACAUACUGAACAUAUUGUUAUUUGCCUUUAUGUACAAGUGUUUCUAUUAAUUUAUUUGAAAGAUUACCAAUAAAACCUUUUUUUCUACCAGA
This is a messenger RNA of Cyprinus carpio (common carp), 2639 nucleotides long. Its product is annotated as solute carrier family 7 member 6. The transcript is spliced from 9 exons. Gene Ontology annotation, biological process: amino acid transmembrane transport. Gene Ontology annotation, cellular component: membrane. The record is from RefSeq and is a predicted model, not a curated record. Gene Ontology annotation, molecular function: L-amino acid transmembrane transporter activity. Bases 65 to 1549 code for a protein of 494 amino acids. Lineage: Eukaryota; Metazoa; Chordata; Actinopteri; Cypriniformes; Cyprinidae.